CCUGUUGUCGCACUGUGAUGGUUUGUCUGCUCCAGGGCCGGAGGCUACACACGUAAAGGGGAAGAGAGGGGGGAAAAAAAAAAAAAAAAAAAAAAAACUCCUAGUGAUUUGGGAAUUAGAGUGUCAGUCCAUUCGUGCCCACUGUGUGUGCUUGUGCCUCACCGAUCCGAUCCCUCCCUUUCCUUUCCUCUCCCUGUGAGGCUCCAGCUGCUGUGCUGCAGUCGGCCUACCCUGCCUGAGCCUGCUGCUGGGAGUGGGGGAGAAAAACGUCGAGGGAGAGCAAAAGGAAGAGUCCGGGUCCUAAACUAGGAGCCACCUACCGAAAAGCGCUACACACACGAUCCAAGUCGACUUAUGCGCCCCGGCUAGGUUGUUGGCACUACUUUGCGGCGCAUUGGGGACCGCGGAAAGCCCUGGAUACCUGGCACCGAGACACUCCAACUUGAUUUUAUGUGGUAGCUGUGCUGUUGCGCCGGGCCGACUGCCCUGAUAGUUGAGUGGAUCCAUUGGUUGGAGCAGGAUUGCGCAUUGGCCCUGCUGUAUCCAGCGCUGAUCCCGUGGAAAGAAGAACAAUGAAGGACUAAAAAAAAAAAAAGAAAAAAAAAAAACAGUUUCUCUUUGCACAAAAAAAAAAAACACCCGCGCUUGUUGCAAAGUUCAAAGCGCAUAGAGCAAAUUUCGUCCGCCGCUUUCAAUCGCGUUCAUUUUCGUCCUGUGUGGGAUGCGCCGGAUGUUAUAGGAUCCCGCUUGUUGACAAACAGUUUUGCAAGAAGUUUACCUCGAGCUCCGCACACGAGCAGGAAGAAAAUGUCCACGCCGAGGUUCAAAAAGGAUAAAGAGAUCAUCGCGGAGUACGAGAGCCAAGUCAAAGAGAUCCGGGCCCAGUUGGUAGAGCAGCAGAAAUGCCUGGACCAGCAGACGGAGAUGAGGGUCCAGCUGCUCCAGGACCUCCAGGACUUCUUCAGGAAGAAGUCGGAGAUUGAGAUGGAAUACUCGAGGAACCUGGAGAAGCUGGCCGAACGCUUCAUGGCAAAGACCCGCAGCACCAAGGAUCACCAGCAGUACAAGAAAGACCAGAACCUUCUGUCGCCGGUCAACUGUUGGUACCUGCUGCUGAACCAAGUGAGGAGGGAGAGCAAGGACCACGCCACGCUGAGCGACAUCUACCUCAACAACGUCAUCAUGAGGUUCAUGCAGAUCAGCGAGGACUCCACGCGGCUCCUCAAGAAGAGCAAGGAAAUAACAUUUCAGCUCCAGGAAGACUUAAUGAAGGUCCUAAAUGAGCUUUACACAGUGAUGAAGACCUACCACAUGUACCACUCGGAGAGCAUUAGUGCCGAGAGCAAGCUGAAGGAGGCCGAGAAGCAAGAGGAGAAGCAGAUUGGCAGGGGGGAUCCCGUCUUCAGCAUCCGAAUGGAGGACAAACACCAGAGGCGCAGCUCCGUAAAGAAGAUCGAGAAGAUGAAAGAGAAGCGUCAAGCCAAGUACUCAGAGAACAAGCUGAAGUCGAUCAAAGCGCGGAACGAGUACCUGCUGACACUCGAAGCGACAAACUCCUCGGUUUUCAAAUACUACAUCCACGAUUUGUCGGACUUAAUUGAUUGCUGUGAUCUGGGGUACCACGCCAGCCUGAAUCGGGCGCUGCGGACCUACCUCUCAGCCGAGUACAACCUCGAGACGUCGCGGCACGAGGGUCUCGACAUCAUCGAAAACGCCGUGGACAGCCUUGACCCCCGAAGCGACCGCCAGAGGUUCAUGGAGAUGUACCCGACCGCGUUCUGCCCCCCGGCCAAGUUCGAGUUCCAGCCUCACAUGGGAGACGAGGUGUGUCAGAUCUCGGUGCAGCCGCCGGUGAACGGGGAGCUCAUACUGAGGUUCCAGCAGCUGCAGUCUCGCCUGGCUACUCUCAAGAUCGAGAACGAAGAGAUCAAAAAGACAUCAGAGGCUACCCUGACCACCAUCCAGGACAUGGUGACUAUCGAGGACUACGACGUGUCUGAGUGUUUCCACCACAGCCGCUCCACGGAGUCGGUCAAGUCCACCGUUUCAGAGACUUACCUCAGCAAGCCCAGCAUUGCCAAGAGGAGGGCCAACCAGCAGGAGACCGAGCAGUUCUACUUCAUGAAAUUCCGGGAGUUUCUGGAGGGCAGUAAUCUCAUCUCCAAACUGCAGGCCAAACAUGACUUGCUGAAGAGGACGCUCGGUGAAGGUCACAGAGCUGACUACAUGACCACAAGGCCUCCGAACUUGCCGCUCAGAUCCCACACUGGCACCCGGCGGGCUAGACCCCGCUCUGUUUUUAAUGUUAAAUUAUUUAAUGGCAAUUUGGAGUCAUUUAUCAAGGACUCCGGACAAGCAAUCCCCCGUGUGGUUGAAAGCUGUAUCCGUUUCAUAAAUCUGUACGGCCUCCAGCAUCAAGGAAUAUUCCGUGUUUCUGGUUCCCAGCUGGAAGUCAAUGACAUCAAGAACUCGUUUGAGAGAGGAAACGACCCCCUGACAGAUGACGAGAAUAAUCAUGACAUCAACUCGGUGGCUGGCGUUCUCAAACUUUACUUCCGAGGCCUGGAGAACCCUCUUUUCCCCAAAGAGAGGUUCAGCGAUCUGCUGUCCUGCAUCAGAAUAGACAACCUGUAUGAGAGAGCCCUGUACAUCCGUAAGAUCCUCCUGACUAUACCCCGAUCAGUCCUCAUCGUCAUGCGCUACCUCUUCGCCUUCCUCAACCACCUGUCCCAGUACAGCGAUGAGAACAUGAUGGACCCGUACAACCUGGCCAUCUGCUUCGGUCCCACUCUCAUGCCCACGCCGGACAGCCAGGACCAGGUCUCCUGCCAGGCCCACGUCAACGAGAUCAUCAAGACCAUCAUCAUCCACCAUGAAACCAUCUUCCCUGAUGCCAAGGAGCUGGACGGGCCCAUCUAUGAGAAGUGCAUGGCUGGAGGAGACUAUUGCGAGAGCCCCUACAGCGAGCAUGGAGCCCUGGAGGAGGUGGACAACGAGGGAGGCACGGAGACACACACCAGCGAGGAUGAGGGGGAGCCCAUUGAAGCCAUUGCCAAGUUUGACUACGUCGGUCGCUCGUCCCGCGAGUUGUCCUUCAAGAAGGGCGCCUCCCUGCUGCUGUACAGUCGGGCGUCAGAUGACUGGUGGGAGGGACGCCACAACGGCAUCGACGGCCUGGUGCCACACCAGUAUAUCGUGGUGCAAGACAUAGAUGACAACUUCUCAGACACUCUGAGUCAGAAAGCGGACAGCGAGGCCAGCAACGGCCACACCGGAGAUGAUAAAUGCUCAGGCAAAGACAUCGGCUCGCCCACUGACUCCAGGAUCUCUGAGGCCUACAUCACCAGCAGGCACAGGAAAAGAUCUGAGCCUCCAUCUCGCCGGCCCCCCGCCCGCCCAACUGAUGUCCACUGCAUGGUGCAUCCCUCCCAGCAGGGUCAUGGUGGCCACGGAGGCACCCCAGAAAUGGGCUCCCCAGUUCUCGGCCAUUUCAGCCCACGAGACAUGCUGCGGAGCCGCAAUCACAUGCCCAUGGACAGCCCUGAACGGCGGCGGCGCACAGGUCACGGCAGCCUGACUAAUAUAAGCCGCCACGAGUCCCUGAAGAAAAUGGAAAGCCCUCCGAUCCGACGCUCCACCUCCUCGGGCCAGUACACAGGCUUUUCUGAUGCCCACCACCAUGGUGGCAAGCCUUUGGAUCCGGAGACCAUCGCACAGGACAUAGAAGAGACCAUGAACACUGCUCUGAAUGAGCUGCGUGAACUGGAGAGGCAGAGCUCGGCCAAGCAUGCCCCAGACGUGGUGCUAGACACCCUGGAGCAGCGGCAGACCUCUGGCAGUAGCGGUGGGGGUCCCACCCCGGCCAGCUCCAGCGAGUCUCUCAGCCCCAUCCACAGCGUCGUGCUGAGGCCCACCACCAACACUGAGCCACCCAUCCGCCGCAGCACCAGCUCUUCCAGCGAUACUAUGAGCACCUUCAAACCUGUGGUAGCACCUCGCAUGGGGGUGCAGCUGAAACCUCCAGCCCUGAGGCCCAAGCCCAUGGUCCUGCCUAAGACCAGCCAGGCCCCACAGCCACCCCCUCCAUCUUCUCAGGACCCCCUGGAUAAGUCCUGCACCAUGUAAACUCUAGAGCAAGAACCAUAUAUAUAUAUAUAUAUAUAUAUAUAUAUAUAUAUAUAUAUAUAUAUAUUUCUCAAUUCUCAAUAAUAAAUAAUUCUCAAUAAUAAACAUCAGUGGAAAUGAGCUGCAGAAAUUCUAAGAGACUGUAGCAACAUACUAGCAAUGUCUAUAAAGGAAGUGUAUUAUACAUCACCUGGACAGAAAAUACUCAUUUUGGGUAAACAAUGGGAGCUGCUUUUUUGCGACAUAACUGUGUGUUUGUUGUUGUAGCAUAUUGAAGUUAAAAGUCAGAUCUGAGGGCAUCCUGAUGGUCUGAAAGACAAAACAGACAGACAUGCUGGACUAAUUAUUCCAGAGGGACAAAUCUUUGGACUAAAUAACAUGUAUGGUUUAUACAGUAAUAUGUUGCUGUUGCUGUGCAAUCCAUACAUGUUGACUGUAUAAUACAGUAAUAGGUCGAUAUGCUUAGAUUAAUAUUAUCUAGUGUACGUCUCUUUUCUAUCUAUAAAUGUAAACAACAAAUCACAAAGGCUUCCCUCGAGGUUUUAGAAAUUUUACACUGGUAGAUUACAGCCAUCAGAGAACAUGGCGUAAGUAGCUCCAUUGUUUACCACUGAACCAGAAGAGGAGCUCGAUGUAGUGACAGUCAGUGUAACCAGAGUUGCAUAAAGAUAACAUAAAACACACAUAAAAAUAAAAUUAAAUAUGUAUUUUAAUGCUCCUACGUACAGUAAAUAGUGAGGCUAUUGAAGGUUCAGUGCACUGAUUCAAGGCCUUACUCACUUCCGGAUUUAACUGAUUUAAAUUCAAUUGCUAUUAUAAAGGUGCUGCGACUACCUGGACAGAGGUGUUUUGAAGGCUGGACUGAUCGAGGGUCUGAAGAGCCCAUAACAAAAGGCAACUAAAGGGUACUCUGUUGAUAAAUGAACAGUAUUGAUGCAUUUCCAUCGGCCUCUUAUGCUCAACACCGUUCUACAGCCGAGCGCGCUGUGGGUCGUUUUUCUCAGACAUGUACAAAGAUCACCUCUCUGCUGGUUUUACUCAGUUUAUUUUAGCACAUAACUAUUUCCAUAUUGCCUGGAAUGAGACAAGACUUAUUGGAUAAAACCACUAUGUAAAGACACUCUCCACCAUGGACGUUUCUGUGAAAAUUUCGAUGCGUUUCUUGAAUCCCCGCGUCAGUACUAACUCAUGCCUUUGCAUCUGUUUAGCCUACGGAGAGCGGUGAAAGUGAAAGUGGUCUGUGCUUAAAACGAUUCUGACAAAUCAUCUCCUACCUGUGUACAAUCCCUGUGACAUCUGAGGGUGUGGAGCACAUGCUGUAGCUUCUUUUAUUACGCCUUGCUUGGCUCUAUCUACCCAAAGACGCGACUGUGCAAGGUGCAGCAUGGAUGCCGAAAGCAGUGCCUCCCCUCUUCAUGUGUGAUGCAGGCAUUCUUCCUGAUGUGUAUAGACUCAUGGCAGUGCCCUGUGGGAGUGCUGCCGGUAGCCAUGGACCUAAUGACUGUUAUUGUAAAAGCCUCCUAAUGUGUUCACCCUGCUUCUUAUGCUUCUGUGUCCAGAUCCCCAACACCCGCGAGCUCGUCAUUCAACAUCUUUGGGAGAGCGAGCUCCGGUCUGUUUUGUGUUAAGGGUGUGAAAAUGUCGAUACUAAGAACCGUGUCCUUCCUCCGCUUUGUGGCUCACAUCGAGGUUUUCUCUGUGGAAUCACUCUGUAUUUAUGGAUGAUAUAAAUCCGCCUGAAUGAGUGGCAGUGCCAGCUGGACACAUGGCAGCGAACUAUGUGUGUGUGUGUGUGUGUGUGUGUGUGGGGAAUGGGAGGGAGCGCUCACACGUCCAGUGAUGAAGGCCCGUGUCAGUCGGCUCCUGUGCGUCUGGGCCAGCGAAUAAUCUCAAAUGAAAUAGCCCUGCAAUACUGUAUGUGCCAGAGUUUCACGUGUGUAACUGCGCCACCCUUAGGCGUCCUUUUUGAAGUACCCCCCUGUACUGUAGAGAUAGCAGAACCGGGUGCAUGAUGGGGGAAUGUUUUUGCUAGCAGCCGUAGCAUAAUAACACUUACAAAAGACUUGGUUUUAAGUUUGCAAUGAAUAAACAGCGCUCUCUAACAGCAGGUUUACACUAUUUUUUUGUGACUUGACAAAUAUUUCAUUGUGUAUAAUUAUCAAAAGUUAAUAUGAUUUGACUUUUGACUUACUAACCAUUUUAUUAUUUUUGUAAUCUUUUUUUUUUUAAUUUUAUUUUUGGUUAAUGAGGUUUUUUUCAUGUUAGAAAUUAUUAAAACUUAGAACAAAUGAUGUAGAAAAAAAUAUCCAGAGAUACCAGUGUCCUACCUAUGAAGCCAGUUGUAAAAAAAAAAAUGUGUGCUGUUGUCACUAUGUAACAUCAUAAACAGUAGGAAUCAAUUAUGCCCUGUCUGUUAGGCUGUUAGCUACUCUGUGGUGUCUAUGUACAUCUGUAGUAUGUACAGUACUUGUGAAAGUGCCUUUGAAAACUGUUUUAGAGGAACUUCAGACAUAUUCUGUACUGGUGCAUUCUCAUUUCAAAGCCUGUGUUUUGAGCAAGUGCAGUGCAGGAAGAUGAAUGAAUAAGCAAUGAUGCCAUUUUACAAAAGAAAAAAAAAAGUUAUAUGACUGAAAGAAUUAAUAAUCGACAGCUUACCCGUUGUGACAUUGCACUUUUAUGUAUAGAACUGUAUAUAUGGCAUGUAACAUCAUAACUUUUAGAGUUCUUUGAAGACGUGUUCCUCAAAGGAUUUCUUUCUAAUAAAGGAAAUAGUUUGUCGAGA
Molecule: messenger RNA, 6907 nt
Organism: Myripristis murdjan (pinecone soldierfish)
Lineage: Eukaryota; Metazoa; Chordata; Actinopteri; Holocentriformes; Holocentridae
Gene: srgap1a
Product: SLIT-ROBO Rho GTPase activating protein 1a
Exons: 22
Coding region: 808-4125 (1105 amino acids)
Biological process (GO): signal transduction
Molecular function (GO): protein binding
Source: RefSeq, a predicted model, not a curated record